CCAUCGAACCCACUCUCCCGAUAUAUCUUCGAGAAGAGUUUGACGCAAACGCUUCAGAAAUCGGUCUCGUUUAUAUCACUGUUGUGCUCCCGACUUUUGCUUCUCCACUUGUUGGUUGGUUAUCAUAUCGCAUUGGACAACGAGUAAUGUGUGGUAUUGGUGUAUUAUGGAUAAGUGUUGCUUUGCCGCUUAUCGCCCUGCCGGAUAACUUAUGGUUGGAAGUUCUUCCAUUGUUGUUUUUCGGCGCGACUUACGCUAUUAUUUCCACACCGUCUCUUCCGAUGUUAGGGGAAAGAGUUAGGGAACAAGGGGGUGGUGCAUAUGGGCCGGCUAUUGCUGGUCUUUUAAUGGAACACUUAGGAUUUUUUGGUACAUUAUGUACCUUUUCGGCAAUGACUUUGAUGAUCUCACCAUUUGUAUUUUUAGGAAAUCCGUUUAGAUAUAAUCCGCUUAAAGGCUUCAGAUGCUUCAAGUGCUAUGAUGGAUAUACUAGCGUUCCACAAUACGAACCUGAUGAUGAAUAG
Messenger RNA from Racocetra fulgida, 524 nucleotides. The record is from the annotation of a GenBank genome assembly. Lineage: Eukaryota; Fungi; Glomeromycota; Glomeromycetes; Diversisporales; Gigasporaceae.